Messenger RNA from Giardia duodenalis, 1917 nucleotides. Its product is annotated as putative Sgs1 DNA helicase. Gene Ontology annotation, cellular component: chromosome; cytoplasm. Lineage: Eukaryota; Fornicata; Diplomonadida; Hexamitidae. The record is from RefSeq and is a predicted model, not a curated record. Gene Ontology annotation, biological process: double-strand break repair via homologous recombination. The transcript has a single exon. Gene Ontology annotation, molecular function: 3'-5' DNA helicase activity; nucleic acid binding; ATP binding. The coding region runs from base 1 to 1917 and encodes 638 amino acids.
AUGUCUGUAGACACAGAUGCCUCUGAUGGACACACUGCAGAUGUAGCGGAACACCUAACCAGGUAUCACGAGGUGUUACACACUGUGUUUGGAUUGGCCCAAUUCAGAGAUCAGCAGCUAGAGGCAAUCAUCUCCAUUGUAGAGGGCAAUGAUACGUUGGUUAUUUUCCCCACAGGGGCCGGCAAAUCACUAAUAUACCAGCUGGCCGCAGUAUACAGCAAGAAGACAGCGGUCGUCAUUUCUCCGUUGAUUUCUCUCAUGGAUGACCAGGUGACCAAGCUUCGUUCUCUUGGUAUCACCGCAUUCACCGUUAACUCCUCCACCUCCAUGAAUACGCGGAUUCAAGCAUUCGAUAGGAUGCGAACAAACCCUGGGUCCAUCUCCUUGCUCUAUGUCACCCCAGAGACAUUCCGCCUUGAAGAGUUUGUGCAUCUUCUCAAAGCCAUGGUGACAAAUGGCAUGGUGGGCUUCAUUGCAGUGGAUGAGUGUCACGUUUUAACCGAUUGGGGCAAUACCUUUCGAUCUAGCUACCGUGGACUGUCUUCGCUACGCACAAAUUUUCCUGAAAUACCAAUCAUAGCGUUGACGGCAACAGCCACAAAGUACACGGCCAUCGACAUUGUCUCAUGCUUGCAGCUUAACAGUUCGUUUAAGCUCUUUAUCAGGUCGUUUGAUAGAAGAAAUCUCUACUAUCGUAUCAUGUAUGUUGGGCCCAAUUCGUCUAAGAUUGCGCUCCUUCUGGAUUAUCUUAAAAAUUAUCAAGCAUGCGUAGCAGGUCCCCGUGGCCUUGCUGCCUCGAGGCACACGCGACCUGAGCAAAGAAGUAGGCACAGGUCCUGUUCGGCGGAGUAUCCUAAAUCGCUUGGUGCAGUCAUAGUUUAUUGUUAUACCAGAGACGAGACAGAAGCCGUUGCUAGGCGCCUCGCUGAUGAGGGCUUUAAUGCGCAGCACUUCCAUGCAAAGCUUUCCCAGGACACUAAGAUGCAAAUUCUCAUGGAUUGGGUCAAGGACGAUUCAAGCAAGCAAACGUCAGAAGCUGGGGACCCCAGUGACAUGCAGAUAAUCGUUGCCACUAUUGCAUUUGGCAUGGGGAUAGAUAGAUCUAACGUCAGAUUAGUGGUUCACUAUAAUAUCCCCCGCUCCAUGGAGGGGUUCUAUCAGGAGUCUGGGCGAGCAGGGCGUGACUCAGAGCCAGCCCUCAGCCUUGUCUUGUUUGACAGCGCAGACGUAUCCGGCGCUGUCACACGUAUCCAGAGAGAUGGAUCCGAUUUUGAGUUGUAUUCUUUGUAUAGCUUCUUCUCCUUCUGCUUACAACGGAAGUGCAGACGCCGCGUUUUGUUAGAUUACUUCAAUAGUGGUGUUGAGGACCAUUCCACAGACCCAGCAUGGUGCUGUGACUUCUGCAGUGGACGGUCUCCACCGUUGACCACAGCUUAUUCAGACAUUCUUGAUGGUGUUGUAGGAAAGCUCUCCUAUUAUAAAAACGACAAGGGGGACAGGUUUUUGGGGUGUCUCAGCCAACUCUUAACCACUCAGAACGAUCAGGAACCGUCGUUGAAGCAGAAGAACCUAAAGGCACAGUGCCUCACGGUGCCCACCGAAUGCCCUGGUGUACAGAAGAUCGCAGCAUCUAACGCUCCUACUGACACACAACCACGAGGUGAUAACGUUCAGAAGUACGAGCGUGCAUUUCGAGCACAUAUAGGGAAGAUCCUACUUCACCUUUCCCCUGAGUUGUUAGCGAAGAAGCUAGACGAAGUUCAUCUGGCAAUUUCCACCCAAGCAAACGGCGAUGGUGCAACUAUAGAAUCAUGCUAUAAAAAGCUAUACGCAAAAACAAAGGCAAUGACCACAUAUCCGACAGAGGACAACAUCUACGCUUUGAUCUUUUCCUUCUUUGGAUUUACGUGCCUCUAA